AUGGGUAUCCACGCAAAACACUGCCCCGAAUUCAGCGACGAUCGCACUUUAUCCAAAUGGAUACAUGAGAACGCCACACUACCAGAUGGAACAACUGUACGACCGAUUACAACAGAUACUGCUGCCUUUGCUAAAAUUAAGGAUAACUCUGAAUGCAAACAAUGCAAAGUAUGUAAAGCUUACUUUAUUGCAGUCGGGCACCACGCGAAGAAAUCUACCGGCUUUGGUGAAGAUCAACUGCAAUUCAUCUGGUACAACAAAGCCGCUGUCCCGGAAACUUCUUCACCGAUACCUACGCCUACGCAUGUGCCUGUCCCGGAAACUCCUUGGCCAAUACCUACGCCUACGAAUGUAAGUGCAUGUGCCUGUCCCGAAAACAUCCUUGCCGGUACCUACGCCUACGCUUGUGCAUGCACCUCUCCCGAGAACUCCUUUGCCAAUACCUACACCUACGCAGAUGCCUGUCCCGGAAACUUCUUUGCCAAUACCUACGCCGCCUGUGUCUGUACUCAUGGCAUCGCCCAUACCAAUAAUACAUUCUGCACACACACAACCACUUCUAAAACACACAGAACCAUACACCAGAUUUACACACAAGCCAAAACAAGUACCUAUGAAACGAUGUAUAGCUGA
This is a messenger RNA of Sphaeroforma arctica JP610, 633 nucleotides long. RefSeq lists its product as hypothetical. NCBI's taxonomy places the organism in Eukaryota, Ichthyosporea, Ichthyophonida. The record is from RefSeq and is a predicted model, not a curated record. The coding region runs from base 1 to 633 and encodes 210 amino acids. The transcript has a single exon.